AUGAGCAGACAUGGCGGAGCAGCAGGAGUCUCUGAGGUGCUGCAGGAACCGAGGAGGCGUGCAGCGGGUGGAGGGGAAGCUGAGGGCCAGUGUGGAGAAGGGGGACUACUAUGAAGCCCACCAGAUGUACCGGACCCUGUUCUUUAGGUACAUGUCACAGGCCAAACACGCCGAGGCCAGAGAGCUGAUGUACAACGGAGCUCUGCUCUUCUUCAGCUACAACCAGCAAAACAGUGCAGCAGACCUGUCCAUGCUGGUUCUGGAGGUGUUGGAGAAAUCUGAGGCCAAAGUCGACGAUGAAAUAUUAGAAUGCCUGGCGAAGCUGUUCAGCCCGAUGGACCAGAACUCUCCAGAGAGAGUUGCGUUUGUGUCCAGAGCCUUGAAGUGGUCGACGGGAGGAUCCGGGAAGCUGGGCCACCCCAAACUGCACCAGCUGCUAGCCAUCACCCUGUGGAAAGAACAAAACUACAGCGAGUCCCGUUACCACUUCCUGCACUCGUCUGACGGCGAGGGCUGCGCUCACAUGUUGGUCGAGUACUCGGCGUCACGAGGCUUCCGCAGCGAGGUCGACAUGUUUGUGGCGCAGGCCGUCCUACAGUUCCUCUGCUUAAAGAACAAAAACAGUGCUUCCGUGGUGUUCAGCACGUACACAGAGAAACACCCGUCCAUAGAGAAGGGUCCUCCCUUCGUCCAGCCUCUACUAAACUUUAUCUGGUUUCUGCUGCUGGCAGUGGAUGGGGGUAAAUUAACAGUUUUCACAGUGUUAUGUGAGCAAUAUCAACCUUCCCUGAAGAGGGACCCCAUGUAUAAUGAGUAUCUCGACAGAAUAGGACAGGUUUUCUUUGGUGUUCCUCCCAAACAGUCUCCAUCAUACGGAGGACUGCUAGGAAACCUGCUGAACAGCCUGAUGGGUUCUGGUGAGGAUGAUGAUGGAGCUGAAGAGGCUCAGGAGGACAGCAGCCCCAUAGAGCUGGACUAGACUACAACACACACACACACACACACACACAGAGAGGAAGACCACGCCACCUUCAUCUUCUCAGCGAGGGGGGGCAGGCGGACCGUGUUUCAGAGGCUGUUUCCAAAUCAAACCCUCCUCCCUCCUCCGUCUAUCAGCCAUCCAAGUCUUAAACCAGAGGACUGACUGCUAACUCCUCCCCUCCAACUAUCUAAGAUAUUAUUAUUAUUAUUAUUAUUAUUAUUAUUAUUUUAAUCAUUCUUUCUGUUAGUUUGGGACUCUUGCUCUCUGCUUUUUAAACAAGAGAUAAUAACAAACUGUGUGUGAAAAGACGGGAAUGUUUGGAGUGUCCCAGUAGAGAGAACGGAAUAAAAACCUUCUUCGUGAUGAUAAUCAUCAUCAUCAGUCGGUUUAAUCACUCACUACAUAAACUGACGUUUUGUUUGCCAAACAGCCGCGUGGAGCUCCGUCAGCUGCUGCUGCUGCUGUUUCUGUUUCUCAGCUUCUUUCCAUGUUUAACUCUUCUUGUUUCAGCAGUAAAUUAAAUUGUUCUCGUAGUCAAACUCAUCUGCCAGUUUCUCAUCGUCUCUUUAAAGACGACGAAGCUCUCUGGAAGUUCUCAUCAGACGUCUUUUGUUACACAUUAAAUAUCAACCAAACGAA
Centropristis striata (black sea bass) is the source of this 1621-nucleotide messenger RNA. RefSeq names its product guided entry of tail-anchored proteins factor 4 (gene get4). NCBI's taxonomy places the organism in Eukaryota, Metazoa, Chordata, Actinopteri, Perciformes, Serranidae. The transcript has 9 exons. The coding region runs from base 11 to 979 and encodes 322 amino acids. The record is from RefSeq and is a predicted model, not a curated record. Gene Ontology annotation, biological process: protein insertion into ER membrane. Gene Ontology annotation, molecular function: protein binding. Gene Ontology annotation, cellular component: BAT3 complex; cytosol.